Molecule: messenger RNA, 1218 nt
Organism: Ipomoea triloba (trilobed morning glory)
Lineage: Eukaryota; Viridiplantae; Streptophyta; Magnoliopsida; Solanales; Convolvulaceae
Product: protein TIC 20-I, chloroplastic-like
Exons: 3
Coding region: 132-1058 (308 amino acids)
Source: RefSeq, a predicted model, not a curated record
GGAGGGUGAUUAUAAAUUCCCGAAGCUCCCACUGCACGAAGCUUCAGGAGAGGGGUGGGACUAAGACAAUCUUGUAUACGCGAAGCCGCCUCUUCGGUUUUGUUGAUAGAUCUGGACUGAAGGGUUUGGAUAUGAUGCUAAAUGGAUCUUGUCUGACUUCUGGGGUUGGUUAUAAGCCUUAUAUGCCCAGCACUGCUAAGUCUUAUAAUUCAGCUUACUUGUGCAUUCCUCCUCCACCUUCCAAAGUUGCAGCCUCUUCUAUUAGAAGUUCAUUGAAACCCCGUCAAACUCUUUUAUCUUGUUCCUACAGAGGAAUUUCUUCUGUAUCAUCACUCCCUUUGCAUUGGAGAGAUGAUGCCUUCUCAUGUACUACACCGAAAUUACAAAGGGAAAGCCAUUUUCCUCUUUUGCCUAGAAGAGCAUUCAAGGAUGUUUCCCUUGCCUAUGGUGCACUCUCAUUGCAUUCUAGCAAGCUUAACUUCUCAUGUGCUACUUUGAAAUUACCAAGGCAAAGACGUUUCUUUCUCUCUCCUAGAGCAUUCAAGGAUGGAUCCUACGAUUACCCAUACCGUGCCAUGACCGAGAAACCAAAAUGGUGGUGGAGGACCUUAGCAUGCCUCCCAUAUUUGAUGCCUCUUCAUAUGACAUGGUAUUUCGCUGCAGAAUCAUAUCAUCUUCGUCCUCUCAUAGAGAAAUCUGAUUUCUUGUCGAAGCCUUACAAUAACUUCCUACAAAGAUUGCCCAGCUGGCUUUUGAUGGCAUAUACCUUCAUUGCUUGUUUUGCUAUUGUGAAGAGAAAGGAAUGCCCCCAUUUCCUCAGGUUCCAUGUGAUGAUGGCAAUACUGCUGGAGAAUUUGAUGCAUAUCAUCAUAAUUGUAUAUGGUUGGAUGCCGCCUUUUGUGCACUGGGGCAAUAAUAUUGGAACUCACAUUUGGACAGCCGUUACAUUUGUGUGUAUCAUGACAGUCUUGAAGUGCAUGAAGUGCGCACUUUCUGGUAUGUAUGCCGACAUUCCAUUCGUGUCUGAUGCUGCUGAUUUCCAUCUUAAAUAUGGAUAAAGACUGCAUGAUAAAUCUUAGAAAUGUUAUAGAGAUGAAGAAAUUCAUGCAUAAUAUUAGUAUAUUACACCAGUGUAAUCUACAUCAAAUUGAACUCUGGCUUCCUUUUUGAGUAAAAGGACAUUGUUGAAUUGUUAACAAGCUCAUGUGUACAACUGCA